GCGCGCGCGUGUGAGAGGGGGCGGGUGGGGAAGGAUCGCCGGUGAGAUCCCAAGGCGAGGCUCGUGCGCCCGCCCCCACCCUGGCCCCCAUCGCCCACCCGGUCAGCCCGGCUCAGCCAUGAUCAAGGCGAUCCUCAUUUUCAACAACCACGGGAAGCCGCGGCUCUCCAAGUUCUACCAGCCUUAUAGUGAAGAUACACAACAGCAAAUCAUCAGGGAGACAUUCCAUUUGGUAUCUAAGAGAGAUGAAAAUGUUUGUAAUUUCCUAGAAGGAGGAUUAUUAAUUGGAGGAUCUGACAACAAACUGAUUUAUAGACAUUAUGCAACGUUAUAUUUUGUCUUUUGUGUGGAUUCUUCAGAAAGUGAACUUGGCAUUUUAGAUCUAAUUCAAGUUCACAAUAUUCUUGCAGAAAUGGUGAUGGGGGGAAUGGUAUUGGAGACCAACAUGAAUGAGAUUGUUACACAAAUUGAUGCACAAAAUAAACUGGAGAAAUCUGAGCAAAUAGUUUACACUGGCCUAUUUUGUAUCAGUCAAGAUUUUUCUCAGGUAACAGCUUUAUUAUUAUUUUUUAAUUAACAAAAGAGGUAGGCUUACAUAAGA
This is a messenger RNA of Hipposideros armiger (great roundleaf bat), 601 nucleotides long. RefSeq names its product adaptor related protein complex 3 subunit sigma 1 (gene AP3S1). NCBI's taxonomy places the organism in Eukaryota, Metazoa, Chordata, Mammalia, Chiroptera, Hipposideridae. The coding region runs from base 119 to 577 and encodes 152 amino acids. Gene Ontology annotation, biological process: intracellular protein transport; Golgi to vacuole transport. Gene Ontology annotation, cellular component: membrane coat; AP-3 adaptor complex. The transcript is spliced from 5 exons. The record is from RefSeq and is a predicted model, not a curated record.